Messenger RNA from Poecilia reticulata (guppy), 2812 nucleotides. Lineage: Eukaryota; Metazoa; Chordata; Actinopteri; Cyprinodontiformes; Poeciliidae. The record is from RefSeq and is a predicted model, not a curated record.
CGCGUAGGGCAGCCCCCUUGCAUUUGAAUAUACAGUAGUUCGGGGAGGCUGCCUUCGUCGCUUGUUUUUUUCGUCCUGUGAGACGAGCCUAGCGGGACGUGGGGGUGUACAUCGGUCGGUAACGCUCCUCACUCAGGACCAUAUAUAACAUUUGAAUGACAUCGUCCAGCUAGAGAGACGCUUUAAACGCUAAAAGACGAGCGGAGAGAGAACUGCUCGUUAGCAAGAAAUAUGGACUUGCAAAUACUGGAUCACAGACUCCGGGUCACCAGCAUAUCCAAGAACGGGCUGGUCAAUUACACUCACCCUCUAAUAAAACUGAUAUUUCUCCGCAACAGGACGCGAUGCAAGUUUUUUAGCCUGACAGAAACACCUGAGAACUACACAGUCGUCCUUGAUGAAGAAGGAUUUAAAGAGCUGGCGCCUUCGGAGCACCUCCAGGUCGAGAGCUCCAUCUGGCUGCCCCUCAACGUUGCCUCCAACGGCAACGCCUCCAGCAGCUCGCAGGCUGUCGGCGUGACAAAGAUUGCCAAGUCGGUCAUCGCUCCGCUUGCCCAGCAGCACGUUUCCGUCUUCAUGCUCUCCACAUAUCAGACUGACUUCAUCCUGGUGAGAGAGAAAGACCUGUCAGUUGUCAUCAGUACGUUGAAUGAGGAGUUCAACAUUUUCAAGGAGGUGGAAGGAGAGUAUGUGCCUGUGGGCUGCCAGGACUUUACCAACGGCCUCCUGAAGAACGGCAAAGAAGUCGUCCAGCCCACAGUUCACCCGGUGCUGAUCCCACUGAACCAGUUCUGCGUCAUGUCUCUGGAUCCGGACACGCUGCCGUCCAUCGCCACCACGCUCAUCGAUGUCCUCUUUUAUUCCAACAGUCCUAAGGAAGAAAGCGAAUCGUCUACUGGUCAGGACUUAGAAUGUAUCAAGUUCUUCUCCUUCUCCCUCAUCGAUGGAUAUGUCUCAUUAGUGAUGGACACUGAGGCUCAGAGACAGUUUCCUGCUGACCUUCUGUUCACCAGCUCGUCCGGGGAGCUCUGGCGGAUGGUCCGUAUCGGUGGUCAACCGCUGGGUUUUGAUGAAUGUGGCAUAGUYGCCCAGAUAUCUCAGCCCCUGGCAGAUGGUGACAUUUCUGCCUAUUACAUCAGCACCUUCAGCUUUGACCAUGCUUUGGUGCCCGAAUAGGACAUUGUGAGUGUGACGGACAUGCUCCACCACCAGAGGAAUGAACCACCCACCACUUGACUCGUUGUGUCCUCCCCUCCUUGGUCAGUUCUUCUUGGACAGCGGUAUCAGGAAAGGAUGCUAACUGUGCCUAGAUCCUCACUGCAUCGCCAACAGUAUUAACGACUUUGCCAUUAAAACCAGGAGCGCUUCUUUAUGACUUCUCUAAAGCUGGUCUGUGACCCUUCUUGUCUUAGCUAAGCUAGAAAAGAUUUGCAGACGGCCCCACCAAACCCCGGGGGGCCUGGAAGAACACAUGAUGGAGACAACAGCACACUUAUACAAUUCAAAUCAGAAAUACAGGCAUGAACAGGUAAGAUAGACUCUUUGUAUUUUAUGCAAAUCCUAUGUCUGGUAUUAAGUCAGUAUUCUGCAGGACUUCCUUAUGUGGCAAACACAGACUACAUAGUCUUCCUCUUAUAUGUACAGCUUAAAUAAUGAGACUAAUGCUGGGGGUAUUUUUUGUUUAGUUUGGCGAAAAUGCGUAGUAUUUUUCUUGUUACAUAAAAGGCAUGUUCAUGCACUUUAGAAGACCCAUAAGCAGCAGUUAGGAAAAAAUAUCAAAGGGAUCCAAAGUGUAGGUCUUCUCUGUUAAAGAUCUCUUUAAUUGACAUUGGAUGUUUAUGCCUUGUGGUUGCAAUCAGCCCGUUAAUAGUAACUGACACGGCCAUUAAAACACAAAUCUGUUGGAAAUUAAUUGUAGUUUCCUCAUUUCCUGGAAGCUGAACAUCAAAAAUCAUCCCUUACCUUUUUAAAAUGCAAACAUGACAAGAAGAUUGUGGGAGGAUGUGUCAUACUAUUUCAAGCCUUCUCACCAACCUUCGAAGGAAAGACUUGAAAAUGUUAUAGCUAUAAGUUGUAAUUCCAGCAUUAGUGUCAUAAUUUGGCUCCUUAAAAAAUACAAGUAUGUGAAUAUCAGGUUUCCAACUCCAUGGCUAAAAGAUGUGAGAAGUACCGUAUUUUCCGCACUAUAAGGCGCACCUAAAAACCUUCAAUUUCUUCAAAAGCCGACAGUGCGCCUUAUAAUCCGGUGCGCCUUUUAUUGUAGGUUUGAUUGUAGAUUGUAGGCCAAGAGCAUAGUUGAAAUGUUAAAUACCUCAUGACAUUAAGGUAUUURGUCAUUUAGGCUUUUUAUAAAAGGGAACUGAUAUGGUGAUUAAAACAUUAUUGAUGGAUUUCUCAUCACAGUAGCUUUAAAAGGAAGUUUUGAAGUCACUGUCAACGAUGUCAUUCCUUCACAUCUAAGCCAAGGAUUCAAGUAUAAAAGUCUGUCUUAAAGUGGGACAAGUUCAGUAAAUCUUUGCACCAUUAUAUUCAGUAAGGCUCACAUUAGUGACAUCGCUGAAAUGGCUCUAAGUAUAAAAAGACGCCCAGACAUUAAGGCAUUUUCAGAACUAAAAACUCAAGCUACUUGGCUUCACUGCUGGCUUCAAAGAACGGAUAGUUUUGGAUGAAAUAUAAGGUAUUUGUUGCUUUUGUUAUUUUUUCUUCAUUUUUAAUCUAAAGUCUAAAGUGUAUAUUUAAAUGUCAGAUAAAGAGUUUUAAACGCUGAGAUGAAAAGGAACCAGAGCAUAUCCUUGGGGUACACCGUGAAGGA